Gregarina niphandrodes is the source of this 441-nucleotide messenger RNA. RefSeq lists its product as hypothetical. The record is from RefSeq and is a predicted model, not a curated record. The transcript has a single exon. NCBI's taxonomy places the organism in Eukaryota, Apicomplexa, Conoidasida, Eugregarinorida, Gregarinidae. The annotation marks the transcript as partial.
AUGGCUUCAAUGGAGAGGUACCAGAGGGAGUAUAAUCACCGCGAGGCAGAGCGGUAUGAGCGCGAGCGUGAGGCGCGGCGGUUGCGGUUCGCGAAGCCGUUGUUCGACUUUGCACCCGCGGCGGUGAAGCAAGAAAUUGCGGCAGAGAAGCUAGCUCGGGAGCGUAAGUCGCAACAGCGCGCCAAUCGCGUGCGAGAAUUUCUUGAGAACAGCGAAGUCGUGGUCGUCCCAGGCCCUGGCCAGACAGAGGAGGAAGAGGGUAUCUUAGCCGAUCGAGGGACCGACCCGCCGCGAGUAGCACUUCCCCCUGUCGCACCCGAUGGCUCCCUAGACCUCUACGAAGCCAUGUACGUCACCAAGGGCGCACGCCUCACGCCCGAAGACUACGCCCCCUCUACGCCAGUCAAUGAGUCAGGCCGACAGGCCCUCAACGCCAUCUCC